Meleagris gallopavo (turkey) is the source of this 3379-nucleotide messenger RNA. RefSeq names its product parathyroid hormone/parathyroid hormone-related peptide receptor-like. Lineage: Eukaryota; Metazoa; Chordata; Aves; Galliformes; Phasianidae. Gene Ontology annotation, molecular function: G protein-coupled peptide receptor activity; parathyroid hormone receptor activity; peptide hormone binding. Gene Ontology annotation, biological process: cell surface receptor signaling pathway; adenylate cyclase-modulating G protein-coupled receptor signaling pathway. The record is from RefSeq and is a predicted model, not a curated record. Gene Ontology annotation, cellular component: plasma membrane.
UUGCUCAAGCCAAUGGGGUGGUGGGAGUGCGCUGGGUGUGGGCAUGAUCCCCAAAUGGGACAGCCCCAGGGCUUCCCCAUAGGGUGAUAAGGGACUGCAGUGAUGGGGAUGGUGUCGGACCAAUGCUGGUGUGUGCCCAGACGGUGUGCAGCUGUGCAUGAGAUGCUACAGGAAGCCCUGGAGGGAGUGGGGCUGAUCCCUGAUCCCAAGAGAAGGAAAAGGGUUAAAGCAGUGCACAGAGAUGCUCACGUGUCGCACCCUCUGCCUCCCCACCUCCAGCUGCACUCCCAUUCCCUCGGCUCCUCAGAACCAGUCUGGGGCUUGGGGUUGUGGGGAAAUGUGUGACAGCUGAAAAAUGAGCUGCUGGGCAGCGAGAGACGAUCUGAAAGGAGGAAUCUGCCUCGAACGAAGAGGAUUUUAGCACCUAGGGCUGAGCCAACAGACCUCUGCCAUCCCCAUCCCACUGGGAACUGUUUGCACACUCUCCAGGAGCAGCUUAAAGCCAGCGGGACACCAGCACUGGAGCAGGCGAAGCUGUGGAACAAAUCCCCAGCAUGGCAGCCCUGUGCAAGCCUCCAUCCCCAUAGAACUGCCCCACUGACACCUCGCCUCCAUGGGGACGGGGUUUGGGAAGGCGCUCCCUGAGGAUGCUGCACCUCAUCCCACACCUCAGCUCACCCCAUAGCCUGCAGCACUGGGCUGGUGGGGACACGGCUCCCAUCCCUCGCUGGCUCCGUCCCAUGGGGUCCGUGGGCAGGGGAGGCAUCGUGGCUGCUCUGCUCUGCUGCUGCCUGCUGGGCUCUGCUCGGGCUCUGGUGGACCCUGAUGACGUUCUCACUAAGGAAGAGCAGAUUUAUCUCCUGGUGGAAGCCAGAGAAAAAUGUCAGAGAGACAUCAGAGCUCAGCUGGAGAAGGUCAAAGACACCAACUGCCUCCCGGAAUGGGAUGGAAUCAUUUGCUGGCCCAAAGGCUCUCCAAGCCAGGAGGUGGCCGUGCCCUGCCCUGAUUACAUCUAUGACUUCAACCAUAAAGGCCGUGCCUACAGGUACUGCAGUGCCUACGGGACCUGGGAAGUGACCCUCAGCCUCAACAAGACCUGGGCCAACUACACCGAAUGCGCUGUGCUCUUCUCCUCCGAGAGCCGGAGCCGUGAGAAGGAGGUGUUUGACCGCCUGCACUUGAUGUACACCACUGGCUACUCCAUCUCCUUGGCCUCCCUCAUCGUAGCCGUCUGCAUCCUCUCCUACUUCAAGCGCCUGCACUGCACUCGCAACUACAUCCACAUGCAUCUCUUCACCUCCUUCAUCUGCCGGGCAGCGAGCAUCUUCCUGAAGGACGCCGUGCUCUACUCGGGUGUGCUGGGCAGCGAGGCGAAGCUGAGGGAGGAGGACCUGGGGGCAGAGCUGAGCCCCUCACCAGGCCAACGCAGCCACCUGGUUGGCUGCAAGGUGGUGGUGACGCUCUUCCUCUACUUCCUGGCCACCAACCACUACUGGAUCCUGGUGGAAGGUCUCUACCUGCACAGCCUGAUCUUCAUGGCCUUCCUCUCCAACAAGAACUACCUGUGGGUCCUCAUCAUCAUUGGCUGGGGUCUCCCUGCUGUGUUUGUGUCCAUCUGGGCCAGCGUCAGGGCCUCCCUGGCAGACACGCAGUGCUGGGACCUCAGUGCAGGGAACAUGAAGUGGAUUUACCAGGUCCCCAUCUUGGCUGCUGUUGUGGUGAACUUCUUCCUCUUCCUCAACAUCGUGCGGGUGCUGGCCUCCAAACUCUGGGAGACGAACACGGGGAAGCUGGACCCCCGGCAGCAGUACAGGCAACUGCUGAAGUCCACACUGGUGCUGAUGCCGCUUUUUGGAGUGCAUUACGUGGUGUUCAUGGCCAUGCCCUACACCGAAGUCUCGGGGGUCCUGUGGCAGAUCCAGAUGCAUUACGAGAUGCUCUUUAACUCCUCUCAGGGUUUCUUUGUGGCUUUUAUCUACUGCUUUUGCAAUGGGGAGGUGCAGGCAGAGAUUAAAAAAGCCCAUUUUCGGAGAAGCCUGGCGCUGGACUUCAAGCAGAAGGCGCGUGCCAGCAGCGCAGCAGGGAGCUGCUGUUACGGUGGGCUGAUGUCCCACGGCACCACCAGCUUCAGUGUGAGCCUGACAGGGCGAGGGCCGGGGGGCACACAGCCCCGGGGGCUGCUUCCCCCUGCCCGUGGCAGCCUGCCAGGUUACACCCCCAGCUCCUGUGCUGCAGAGCUUUUGUCUCAUCUGACGCAGGAGAUGAGCCAGAAAACCUGCGGGGAAAACACCUUGGGCUUAAAAGACCUGGAUGAGAGUCACCCCAGUCUGAACAAAGAGCUGGAGACGAUGCUAUGAAGUUAACACUGCAUCUCCCAGCUGCACUGGUCUUUGUGUUUUGGGCAACUUUCUGCUUGCAUGGAGAGUUGGGGCAGGAAAUAGUAACUGAAUCAACUCAUCGCCCUUUUCCUCAGAGCCAACGUGCCAAGGAACCACGUGCUCCUGCUCCUUCUUGUACCUACCUGGCCUAAAAUUGAGCAGCAGUUCAAAACUUCAUUUCCUUCCACGUGCAGGUGAUGGUGUAAGUGAUGUCUGCAUGCAAAGCCUUGAAUCAUCACAGGAAACAGUCCUCCAGGCUCAAUGCCUUGUUGUGAUGGUUUAGAAAGUGACUUCAGCUCCAGUGCAUACAAAAUUGAGCCAGUGAGAUUGUACCCUUUAAGUCUGACUCCCCUGUUCAGCUGUACCCAAUUCCUGCUGUACGGUGCGAGAGGGGCAGAGCAGCUCACCUCACCCUCACCUACAUCCUUGUACAGCCCAUGGAUGUGUGCAGUGAUCGGUUACAGGACAGCUUGAGGGUGUGAAGAGCUGGAAGCCCAGCCAGCAUCACAGCCCCCCAGCUCUGCCCUCCCUGCUCGUUCCUGGGGCACAGCCAGCCCAGCACUGCUGCCCCCCUGCGAGGCAAUGCUCACUGCUGGGUAAAGACACUGCUGAGAAUCCUGCGAUGCCCUGCCCAGACAGAUGGGUGGGAGAGAGAAUUACAGCACUGCUGGGAGCGGGGAUACACUUGUUCUAAUGAGACAGUAAUUUCAUAAUAAAGAUAGCAACAGAGAGCAUGUGAAUAAUUGUGUGUGCAUUCAUAGACCUUUCCAGUGAAAAGCUAAGAUGUAAACAGAGUCACAAGGAUUAGAAAUCACUGGGGGGACCACCAGCCAGGGGAUGUGAGGGCACAGAGGGGCACCGGGUCUUGAAGAUGGCACAUCUUCAUCACCUCCCACUCUUUUUGCUCCACUGUGGAGCACGAGAGGCAGGGGGUGCCUGAGCCAGGAGCAGGAUUAUACUUUACAGACAAACCUGAGCUUCUUGUAGUUGAUUUGUGCUGA